AUGGAUAUCCAAGAAGAUUUCGAUAAAAAUGUGCAGGCUUCAACACCACUGCUGAAGCAUUGGAAUCAGGCUCUGAGUUUUUACAGGUUCUAUUUGGACAAAGUUGUGCCAAAAGUGAAGGAGAGAUGGAUUGGUUUGGCGAUCUUACUCUUCAUGUUCCUUUUGCGCGUUGUCACUGCUCAGGGCUGGUAUGUCGUGUGCUAUUCUCUGGGAAUCUUUCUCUUGAACCAAUUCCUCGCUUUCCUGACUCCAAAGUUCGAUGUGUCUUUACAACAGGAUGAAGAGAAUAAAGAAUUAGAGGCUGGGGAACGCUCCGAUGAAUUCAGACCUUUUAUCAGAAGAUUACCGGAGUUCAAGUUCUGGUACAAUUCAGCUAGAGCGACCGUUCUGUCUUGCUUCCUGACGCUUUUCCCAUUUGUUGACAUUCCCGUGUUUUGGCCGAUUCUUUUGAUAUAUUUUGUGGUCUUAUUCGCACUCACCAUGAGAAGACAGAUUCAGCAUAUGAUAAAGUACAACUACAUCCCUCUAGAUAUCGGUAAGAAGAAAUACACUCGUUGA
Torulaspora globosa is the source of this 558-nucleotide messenger RNA. RefSeq names its product protein retrieval receptor (gene RER1). NCBI's taxonomy places the organism in Eukaryota, Fungi, Ascomycota, Saccharomycetes, Saccharomycetales, Saccharomycetaceae. Bases 1 to 558 code for a protein of 185 amino acids. Gene Ontology annotation, cellular component: Golgi membrane. The transcript has a single exon. Gene Ontology annotation, biological process: retrograde vesicle-mediated transport, Golgi to endoplasmic reticulum; protein retention in ER lumen. The record is from RefSeq and is a predicted model, not a curated record.